AUGGUCACCCCGCCGCCCGGGAGCCGGCCGGACCGCACGCCCCGCGCGCCGCAGUCGGCGCACGCGGGCGGCGGCCCGGGCGCAGGGGCGGCGGGCGGGCACGCGGCGACCCCCAACGCGGCGCAGCUGCUGUCAGACCAGCGCGCCCAGCAGCAGCAGUUUCUCUCAGCCCUGCCCGAGCCGACCCUGCCCUCUCCUGGGUCCCUCCUGAUGCAGCAGCGCCUGGGGCGCGGCGGUGGCGGCGGCGGCGCAGCGGGCGCGCCGGGCAGCCUGGCGUGGCGGAUGCAGCAGCUGCUGCAGCUGCAGAAGCUGCAGCAGGAGCGGCUGGCCGCGGCGGCGGACGCGCCGGCGCCGGAAGGCGCCAUGCGGCUGACUGUGCGCGCCUUCCUGUGGGGGGGCGGCGUCGCCAAGGUCCUCUGCAGCAGCGAGGAGCAGCAGCAGCAGCAGCAGCAGCAGCAGCAGCAGCAGCAGCAGCAGCAGCAGCAGCAGCAGCGGCGGCAGCCAAGGGACGUCGUGCUGAUCCUUCAGAGCAAGGCCAGCCACGCGGUCGACCUCGCGCCCGGCCGGCGCCUGGCGGUGCACGCGCCCUGGCACGAGGUCGCGCUGCCGGGGGAUGGCCCGGCGGCCAUCCUCGCGCACCUCGUAUCGCAGCGGCCGGCCGAACAGGACGAGGUGACGCAGCGGCCGCGCUUCUGA
Monoraphidium neglectum is the source of this 696-nucleotide messenger RNA. RefSeq lists its product as hypothetical. NCBI's taxonomy places the organism in Eukaryota, Viridiplantae, Chlorophyta, Chlorophyceae, Sphaeropleales, Selenastraceae. The record is from RefSeq and is a predicted model, not a curated record. The transcript is spliced from 2 exons. The coding region runs from base 1 to 696 and encodes 231 amino acids.